Molecule: messenger RNA, 918 nt
Organism: Notothenia coriiceps (black rockcod)
Lineage: Eukaryota; Metazoa; Chordata; Actinopteri; Perciformes; Nototheniidae
Product: mitogen-activated protein kinase-binding protein 1-like
Exons: 4
Coding region: 1-600 (199 amino acids)
Biological process (GO): positive regulation of JNK cascade; negative regulation of canonical NF-kappaB signal transduction
Cellular component (GO): cytoplasm
Source: RefSeq, a predicted model, not a curated record
AUGGGAAGGGUUUUCAACGCACUCCUUAAAGUUGGUAUACUCUCUUUCUCUCUGACUAACACAGGAGCCCCUCCUCCCUCUCGGGGUCUCCAGGCCCGAGUCCCAGGAGGCAGCAGACCCUUACCGGACAAGCCUUCGCUGGCCAUCUUAUCUUCCUCCUUGUCUUCUUCCUCCUCGUCUUCCUCGUCGCGGCCUCCUCCCGUCUCCGUCUCCCCGCUGACUCCUCUCCCUUCGACACAGCAGGAGGCGGAGCUUCAGACUCCAGGAAGUAGCAGCGUGGAGCCGAGAGAUGACGAAGAUCAGCCAAUCAGUGUGGAGACCUGCAGGGCUCUGACCAAUGAGCUGCAGAGCUGCUUCAAGAGAGCCACACACCUGUACAGGAAGGUGAGAGGCUCCCCCUGCGAUGGCCCCGCCCCCCACCAGCAGCAGAUGGCCGUCGUCCUAUCAGAAGCCUUCCAGACCAUGAGGGCGGAGCUUGACUGUCUGCCGCUCGCCGCCCCAGCUGUAGAGGGGGGCGUCGGGGGGGAGAAGAUGGCCGCUCUGCUGGAGGAAUAUUCUCUUCUGCUGCUGCAGGCCGUGAACAGGAGGAUCAACAACUGAACACUACUCUUCAUCAUCUUCACACUCUUCUUCUCUACCUCUUCUUCCUAAUACUUGUUCCCCUUUUCCUUCCAUCUUUCUUUCCCUAUUUUCUGCUUCCUCUCGGUUAUUUUUCAUUUCCUCGCUCCUCGGGCUCGGUAUCACCGGAAGUUGAUUUGUCUGCGCCAUCUUGAGUACCGUCCCAGUGGCAUUAUUUGUGCCGGAGGACCGAGGAGUGAUAACGGAGGAACUACCAGACCGUCCUCCGGUGAAAUCCUCAGACACUCGUCCCGCCCCCUUACUGUGUAUCGCUCACUGAUUGGACGAUGCAGCGCAUGC